Messenger RNA from Rotaria sp. Silwood2, 231 nucleotides. NCBI's taxonomy places the organism in Eukaryota, Metazoa, Rotifera, Eurotatoria, Philodinida, Philodinidae. The record is from the annotation of a GenBank genome assembly.
AUGAAAGUUCGUUCUUAUCUAAACCUAAUUCAUCGAUUUCAAUCAACAUCAUCUGCAUUUCCUUGUAGUCGUUUAACAAAUGACGAAAUUCGUGCACAUCGUCUUCGAAUAUUUACAAAUGAAUAUCAAAGUCAAAUGGAACGUAUUCGUCAUGUAGAAGAAAUCGAAAUCGAUGUUCGUGAUUCAAUUCAAUCAAUAAAAUUAACCCUUAAACGGGCGAAUUUAGGAUAG